AUGGGAAAGAAGAAGGCGACACCGAAAUCGGCGAGAAAACCGGAGACGCCGACGAGCGAUGAUCGUUGGUCGCGAAUUGAGCGCGAUGAGGCGAUGAGCGCCGCGCAUGUUCACGCUGAACGCAAUGUGAGCACAACACCAAGCGUUGAGCAUGGCAACGUGAACAAACGCAACAAACGGCAACGGCUCAGCGAUGGAUUGAACGUCGAUCAUCGAUUGACGAUGAAUCCGCCGUCGAGGAAGUCGGAGAAACGCCGACCGCAAGAAUCGCCGAAGGCGACGAGCGCGAAAAAAUCGAAACGAAUUGACGAGACCAUCGUGCUGUCGGAUUCGCCGUACCGCAAAUCGAUUGCGCAACGAUUGUCGAUUGUGAAUCGCGUCGAUGAGAACGACGACGACACGAUGGCGGUGUUUGGUGGCGUCGGCAAGAAGGCGAAAAAGACAGAGAAGCGAGUGUCGUCGGUGAAGACGACGACGAAAGAGGCGUCGACAUAUAUUGUUGAGGAUCCAGAAGAUGAGACGAUCACUGUUGUCGAGAAUGGCAAGGAGAUGUCGUUUGAGAAGAAUGCCCUACUGGAUGAGAUGGUUGAUGAAGAAGACGAGGAGGAGUUUGAGCUGGAUGAGGACGAAGAGGAGGAGGAGGAGAGCGACGAUGACGAUAUUCUGAUGCAGACGCAUGUCCGUCAUCGUGGACUGCGAGUUGGCGCUGAAGACGACUCGGACGUUGAUGAUGAGGAACAGGAGGAUGAGGAUGAGCAGGAGCUCGAGGAGAAUGAGAUCGACGAGGAGGAGAUGCAAAUCGACGCCGACGACAUUGAGCAGAUUGUUGAAGACGAGGACGACAUGGAGAUUGACGAGGAUGAGGAAGAGGAGGAGGAGGAAGAAGAAGAAGAAGAAGAGACGGACAUUAGCGAGAUGGACGCCGAAUCGGAUAGCGAGGGAUUUUUGACGGGCGCCGAACGCGAGACGACAAUUAUGGAAAUGCCCGAGGCGACGACGACGACAACGAAGAAGAAGAAGAAGGCGUCGAGGCACAGCGUGUUGGCGGCCGCGCAAGAGCCGAUCGAUUUCGACAAGAUGCCGUUUUCGGUUGAGGACUCGCGUGUGACGGCGACGAAGGCGUUCGCGUUCAUGAUCGCUUCGUGCGACGUUCAGACGUUCUUCAAAAAAUUCUACCAGCACACGAUUCUCGCGAUCCACCGCGGCCGUCCCAACUAUUAUGGCAAUUUGUUUUCGACGGCGCGCCUUUGCGAGCUCGUCGAGAACAAUUACGUUGAGUAUGGCACGAAUGUGAACAUUGCCGAAUACAAGGACGGUGUUCGAUUGACGCUGAAUGGUGUGGGACGCGUCUAUCCGCACAUUUUGAAGCAGCAUUUGGAUAGCCUCCGAUCGGUGCAGCUCGUCAAUCCGCAAACGUUUGAUGACCGAAUUUGGUAUUUCUGCGAGAUUCUUCAAGAAUUGUUUGGGUGUUUUGUCGGCGCCAACACAUAUUUGACGCCGGCUGGUAGUUCGGGAUUUGCGCCGCAUUGGGACGAGAUCGACGCGUUCUUGCUUCAAGUCGAAGGUCGCAAAUAUUGGCGUGUUUGGGGACCGCAAAAUGUCGGCGAAGAAUUGCCGCUGGAAUCGAGCGGAAAUUUCACGGAAGCCGACAUGGCCAACCGGACGCCGGUGUUCGACGGGUGGCUCGAGACGGGCGACAUGCUCUACAUCCCGCGCGGUUUCAUUCAUCAGGCGCGCACCGACAAAUCGAUUCAUUCGCUUCACGUGACGAUCUCGACGGGACGCCGCUGGAGUUUUGCCGACGUGCUCGAGCGAUUGGUGCCGGACGCGGUGGCGAGUUUGACGAGAGAGCGCGUGAAAAUGCGUCGCGGGCUGCCGAUCGGCCUACUCGACAUGGCCGGCGCCGCCGAUCUCGAUUAUCCGCAAGCCGAGCAUUUCGACGAGCAAUUCAAAAUGGCCAUCGAUCGCCAUUUGAGUAUGCUGAGGAAUUUGGUGGCCGAUUCGGCGAUGGAGAGCUCCGUCGACAUCAUGGCGAAAGAGUUUAUGAGGCAGGCGUUGCCGCCGAUGCUCACUGAAGAAGAGAAGAAAUAUAGUGUGAUCGGACGUGGUUUGAAUUUGCUCGACGGCGAUUUGAUCGAAUUCAAUCCGAAAACUUUGGUGCGAUUGGUUCGACGUCAUACUCAAAGACUUUUGCUGCAAUCGGAGACCGAGUGCUUCAUCGCGCACCGAAUAAGCAACUCGCGAUUGUUCGAAGGCCGCGCCGAGCAGCUCGUCGACUUCCCGUUCGAUUACGCCGAGGUGUUCGAGGUGCUCGCCGACUCGUAUCCCGAAUGGCUCAGUCUGGGCGAACUAUUCGCCAUGGAGGCCACCGAGCAUCUUGAGCGCACCGCGCAACUCGUCGCCAUUCAGAAGCUCUUCGAGAUUGGCGUUCUUCUCGUCAAAAACUAG
Messenger RNA from Caenorhabditis bovis, 2448 nucleotides. NCBI's taxonomy places the organism in Eukaryota, Metazoa, Nematoda, Chromadorea, Rhabditida, Rhabditidae. The record is from the annotation of a GenBank genome assembly.